AGAAAGGAUCUGUCACUGGCUUUUAUGGAUGGAAAAUUAGUCUAAAGUACAAAAUGGCAAACUACCGCACCAGACUAAGGAGCAUUGGCUGCCCCGAGUUGAGCAUCAAUGCUGUAAAAGAAAAGCGAGGUGCCUUGAUUCAUGGACCUAACCAGGUAAAGAAGCCACGGAAAGCAGAAGUCAACUAUUGUCCUGAUUACCCUGCAGGCGAAACUAAAGAGAGCCUUGAGGAAGAAAGGAAAGCACUUACAUUGGAGGUGAAAAAGAAGAACAACCAACAGCUAAUCAAAAGUAAAAUGGAAAGAACCUUUGCCUAUAGAAGACAGGAAGUCGUUAAAGAUAUGCCCUUCAUAGCGGAGUUCAAAAACAGAUGGCCAGCCCUGUUUUCUGAGAGCCAGGUAAAUGCAGAAUUCACCCUCAUCACCACAGUCCCUCUGUUCUCAACCUUUAUGUCCCGACUGGAUCAUUACUCCAGCCAUCUAAUAAGGGUAUUCAAAAAGAAGGGGGGAACAGCAAGACAUGAUAUCGACAUAAUCAUUGCAGAAAUGGACAAGAAUCCCAGUGUUGAAGUACGACGGACAUGCAUCCUAAAGGCGUUGUGCGUCUAUUUGAAUGAAAAGCCAGACAGCCUUAUUAAGGAGUACUGCGCUAUUGAGGAUAUGACAGAAAUGGAGAGAGUGGCUUUGGGUGUCUACAUUGUUCGACCUGAUGGAGCAGAUGCUACAGAUCCACCUGAGGAUGUUGGCGUCGUCAUUGAAGGCUGCACAGUGCUGCAAGAUCUGAGAGAGAUUGCAAAUGGAUGUGCAGUCCUGUUUGGCUUGAUGUACUGUUUAAACUUGAGUUAUCCCAAGGAGUUGCGAUACACUUUUGAAUUUUUUCAGAAAGUGUUGAUGGAAUUGGAUGGGAACAAGCUCUCCACUAAAGUGCAGGUCCUCAAAAACAAACUGCAUGAGUAAAACCACUUGCACCAGAUAAGACUGGAAAAUACUUUAAUUGACCAUGUUCUUAUUUUUGGACUGCUGCCAGACAAAAUAAAGCUGCGACCAAUGACUGUUUGUAAUAAUUGCCAUUACACGUGGUAAGAUCACCUAAAGCAGACAAAAUUGUAGUUGCUCAUCGACAGUUCUUUUGGAUUUUGGACUGCUGCUAGACAAAACAUCUAGCAAGACAGAAUGUUUGUUGUGGAAAUUGAAAUUUGUUUGGUGAUUUCUAAUUGGAUCAAAAUAUAUUAAAUUGUACAUUGUGCACUGGUGUAGAAAUCUGGAUUGUUUUUUUUUUUUUUGGUUACAUAAACAUUAUACAUAAAUUGAACGUUGUCGGAUGGUAAAAGCUUCACAUACAAGUUUUAUAUUUUUGAAUUUUUAUUUAUAUUUGUUUUUUGAAUUCAUCAAUUUGAUGGGAAUUUAAACGUGCUUAAGAUAUUAAGUUUAUUAAAGUCAGGUGAAGUUACUGAGUUCACUUUACUGAGUUUACUAAGUUAUAAAAAAUGUAUUUGUUUAAAGAGGUAGAGGUUCGGCUCUCCAAAUUUCCACUUAAAUGGAAUGGUUAAAUAUUACGCUACUGCAUAUACAUGAUUAUUUAGCCUCAUUGUGUUUCUGACGGUAAAAAAAGAGGGUAAAUUACUGUAUAUCUCAUUGUCCCAAUGUCAGUGAUGUAUUUUGUGAUGGAAAAAAAAGUUGAGACAUAAAAUCUGGCACAUAGUGGACAUGGAGUGCGCAUGCGGCAAUCAUUUUUCCAUUUAGUUUGUUAGUCUGAGUGUUAUAGUUAAAACAGUUUAUUAAGCUAAAAAACAAAAGGAUUUGCCUCUAUUUUUAUUUCGGCAGGCAACACCUAUAAAAUGUUUAUGUUGUCAAUGUUCAGAUUCACUUUUUA
This is a messenger RNA of Paramisgurnus dabryanus, 1872 nucleotides long. RefSeq lists its product as uncharacterized. The record is from RefSeq and is a predicted model, not a curated record. Lineage: Eukaryota; Metazoa; Chordata; Actinopteri; Cypriniformes; Cobitidae.